AUUAUUAUUUCUCAACCACAUUGCAUUGUAAUUUAGAAAGAAUUGAAGUAAUAUGGCUUACUCAAGGUCAUUUAUGUUUCUUGGUGUUAUUCUUUUUGUUAUUCUCUCAACUCAAGUUUUAGAUGCAAAUCAUGUACCCGAGCCUUCUAAUACUAAGCCGAUGGCCAGCAUGCACAGUCAUUUGAUGUUUUCGGAAUCUGAUUUGAUGACUAUUCAUGAAAAUUUGAUGAAGAAGUAUGAUGCUAAAACUAUUCUCAAACGCCAAAAAAUUCUAAAUGAUGUAUUUGACAAGAAAAAUGAAGUUUCUAUCAGUGGUGAAGAAGAGAAAGUUUUCUUAGACGAUAAGGAAGACAAAUUACAAAAAAGUGUCGACGAAAAUGAUGUUUCAAAAAAUCAUGAGGAGGAUAAAGUUUCUUUGAGUGACGCAGAAGAUAAAGUUACCAAAGGUAAUCAUGAAGGUAAAAUUUCUAAAAAUGACAAUGAAGAUAGUGCUCGGGAGAGGGAUGACGGUCGUGCUCGGGCGAACAAGGAGAUGGAGGCGGCCGAGGAGCUGGUUAUGAAGUUGAAUGUCCUGUACGAGGAGUUGAAUACGCUCAAUAACCAUAUGUUAGAUUUAAAGGAAAGGUUGAUGUUGUAAUUUAAUGUUUUUUUAUGUGCCAGCGUUAUGCUCGCCUUGAAGGCACCUUAUGAUGUACCUCUUGACAAUAUGCAGCUGCUUUAUGUUAUUGUACUUUGGUUUUUCUUUUUA
Trifolium pratense (red clover) is the source of this 748-nucleotide messenger RNA. RefSeq lists its product as uncharacterized. NCBI's taxonomy places the organism in Eukaryota, Viridiplantae, Streptophyta, Magnoliopsida, Fabales, Fabaceae. The coding region runs from base 53 to 637 and encodes 194 amino acids. The record is from RefSeq and is a predicted model, not a curated record. The transcript is spliced from 2 exons.